This is a messenger RNA of Glarea lozoyensis ATCC 20868, 1350 nucleotides long. Its product is annotated as PLP-dependent transferase. Gene Ontology annotation, molecular function: L-2-aminoadipate:2-oxoglutarate transaminase activity; pyridoxal phosphate binding. The transcript is spliced from 2 exons. Gene Ontology annotation, biological process: biosynthetic process. The record is from RefSeq and is a predicted model, not a curated record. Bases 1 to 1350 code for a protein of 449 amino acids. NCBI's taxonomy places the organism in Eukaryota, Fungi, Ascomycota, Leotiomycetes, Helotiales, Helotiaceae.
AUGUCAAAGCCAAUCAAUCUUCAAUUAGGAUGGCCAUCGACCCGUCUUUUCCCAGUCGAGCAACUUGCUGAAGCUACACAGGCCGCCCUAAGUGAUCCUGAAGUCGCAAGUUCUGCUCUCAUAUAUGGCCCAGACUUAGGAUAUGCUCCAUUGCGGAAGUCAAUCGCUAGCUGGCUAUCUUCUUUUUACCAACCCGCCGCUGGAGAGAUACCCUCUGAACGAAUAGCGAUUACUGGUGGUGCUUCUCAAAAUUUGGCCAAUAUCUUGCAAGUGUUUACGGAUCCAGAAGUCACGCAGCGAGUAUGGAUGGUAGAGCCAACAUACUUCCUCGCAUGUACCAUUUUCCAGGAUGCUGGGUUUUCAGAAAAGUUGAGAGGUGUUCCAGAGAAUGACGGGGGGAUCGACGUAAAAUGGCUCAGGAAAGCUCUCGUUGAAUUCGAAGGUCGUAGUGACAGUCAUUCCAGUCAUAGGACAAAGCCGUCAGAGCAGUAUCAAAAGAUUUACAGGCAUGUUUUGUACUUGACACCUACCUUCUCAAAUCCAAGUGCGAAGACUAUGGGUACGAACGUUCGAGAACAGCUAAUAGAUCUGGUGCGAGAAUAUGAUAUUCUGAUAAUCUCGGAUGAUGUAUACGAUUUCUUGAGAUGGCCAGAAGAACCUACUAGCGAGUCAACAAAGCUCACACCAAUCCCUCCACGAUUAUCAGAUGUUGAUAGAGCUACGAGCUCGGAUGAUGAAUGGGGAAAUGCAAUCAGCAACGGCUCGUUUUCCAAAAUCGUGGCUCCAGGCGUUCGGGUUGGAUGGGCUGAAGGGUCACCGAAGCAGAUUCUUAGACUCAGUGAGACAGGAUCGACUCGAUCAGGAGGCGCUCCCUCACAUCUAACCUCAACUUUCAUCAACCACCUCCUUACCUCCGGGUCGUUGCAAAAACACAUCGACGAGGUCUUAAUCCCAACAUACCAAUCCCGCUACCGAGUCCUCAUGACCGCUAUAAAACAAUACCUCCAACCUCUCGGCGUUCUCAUAACCACAGGCUCCCCAUACAUGGAAACAACAGAGAACACCACAAUCGUGCCAGCAGGCGGGUUCUUCACCUAUAUCACUUUCCCCCCCGAACUUCCAAGUGCCGAUAUAAUUGCGAAGAGAGCAAAAGAAGAAUAUUCUCUAAUAUUUGCUUAUGGGGAGAUGUUUGUUGUUCAGGGAGAUAAGACGAGUUCUGAGAGGUCGCAUAAGGGGUUUGGAAGGGGUGCGAGGUUGUGCUGGGCGUGGCAUGAGGAGAAGGAGAUGCAGGAGGGGAUCGAAAGACUGGCGAAGUUGUUGAGGAUUAUGCUUAAAGAAUGUCAGACAUAG